GACGACGAGUAUCUUAAAACUAUUAAUAAGGGAGUUAUAAGCCUACUAAAGGACUUUAUUACUAUAUACCGCGUAUAUAAGUCUAUAUAUAGCCUACCUAGUAAGACUAAGAAGGAUAAGAGUAAAAGGGUUGUUAAUAAUUAUAUCCGAACCCUCUUCCGCGUCCCCGUCUUAAUACGAUAUAGGCGAAAUAGCACUAUUAUCUUACCGAAUCGGGGUAGUGUCUUUAGUUUAGAGAUAAAGGAUUUGUUCUAUAGAUAUAAGCUAAAUUUAACCUACUAUAUUUAG
Molecule: messenger RNA, 288 nt
Organism: Penicillium mononematosum
Lineage: Eukaryota; Fungi; Ascomycota; Eurotiomycetes; Eurotiales; Aspergillaceae
Exons: 2
Source: RefSeq, a predicted model, not a curated record